AUGACUCCUCUGUUACGAUCAUUCGGUUCACGCUCCUGGCGUCCGCAAUCGCCAUGCUCGAUACGUGUGCCUCGUCUUGGCCAUGUUCGCUCUCUGGCGACGCCGUCAACAACAGAUGAUUCCAAGCCGUACUAUGUCACCACUCCCAUCUUCUAUGUCAAUGCCGCCCCUCAUGCCGGUCAUCUAUACACAAUGCUCCUCGCAGAUGUUCUGAAGAGAUGGCAGCUGCUCAAGGGAAGAAAGGCUGUUCUUCUGACCGGUACAGAUGAGCACGGCAUGAAGAUCCAGCAAGCCUCAGCAAAAGCCGGAAGUGAUCCAAAGCCUUUCUGUGACAAAGGUGCCGACAUCUUCAAGAAUCUGGCCAAGAGAGCUGAGCUCAGCAACGAUCACUUUAUCCGGACCACUGAUCCUGCACACAAAGAAGCUGUCGAGUACGCCUGGCACUUGUUGAACGAGAGAGGCUACAUCUACCAAUCCAAGCACGAAGGCUGGUACUCGGUUAGUGAUGAGACCUUCUACCCAGAAUCUCAGGUCCAUCUCGUCUUGGAUCCUCCUACCGGAAGAAAGGUCAUGGCAUCCAUCGAGACGGGUAAAGAAGUCGAGUGGACAUCCGAGAUCAACUAUCACUUCCGGCUAUCCGCUUUCCGUGACAAACUUCUUGCAUACUACACCGAGAAUCCCGAAUGGAUCACUCCUCAUGUCAAGAUGAAGGAGGUUGUGUCUGCAGUCACAGCCGGUCUCGAAGAUCUGUCCAUCUCCCGUCCAUCCACAAGGUUGACCUGGGGCAUCCGCGUACCCACCGAUCCCACGCAGACCAUCUAUGUCUGGUUAGAUGCUUUGAUCAACUACGCUACCGCUGCUGGGUAUCCCUGGGCUCCAGGUUCUGAACACAUUGGUGGCUGGCCCGCUGAUGUGCAAAUCAUCGGCAAGGACAUCCUGCGCUUCCACUGUAUCUACUGGCCUGCCUUCCUCAUGGCUCUUGAUCUACCUCUGCCAAAGCGCUUCCUUACACACGCUCAUUGGACUCUUGGUAAGCAAAAGAUGGCCAAAAGUACCGGCAAUGUCGUAAAUCCCUUCUUCGCCCUUGACCGCUUUGGUACCGACACUAUGCGCUACUACAUGAUUCAUGAUGGUGGCAUCGACAAUGAUGCAGACUACGAUAAUAUCUAUAUCAUCGAACGCUAUAAGAAGGGUCUUCAAGGAGGUCUGGGAAACUUGGCUUCCAGAAUCACCCGCGGAAAAGGUUGGGACGUCAGACGUGCUGUGGAAAGAUUUGCUGGUGAAGGUCGUCAAUCUGUUUCGCACUUUUCCGAGCAGCAACCCUCGAUUCGCGCGUUCGAAGUGUUACUUGAGGAAUUCCCUUCAGUCAUAAACAAACGCAUGGACGCUCUUCGACCCAACCUUGCUCUGAAAGAUUUGAUGGAUCAUAUUUAUGCGGCAAACGCUUUCUUACAGGCACAAGCCCCAUGGGAUAUUGCUUCCAAGCUCAAAAAAGGAGAAUGGGUGCUCAAUACUUCGUCGAAGGAGGAGGCUGAGCAGCUGAUGGACUAUAUCAUCUUCCUGAACACUGAGGUGCUGCGACUUGCUGGAAUUCUGCUCCAGCCGGUUAUGCCCGCAAAGGCCAAGCAAUUGCUCGAUAUGCUUGGUGUAGCGGACGACAGGAGAGGAUUCACAGAUGCCCACUUCGGUGUAGACAAGGACUAUGGUGUGUCUCGAGUACCUAUCGGCAAAGGACAAGCUGGUGUGCUCUUUGCACCUCUGAUGAGUGAUUCGUAA
This is a messenger RNA of Aureobasidium namibiae CBS 147.97, 1776 nucleotides long. Its product is annotated as methionyl-tRNA synthetase. Lineage: Eukaryota; Fungi; Ascomycota; Dothideomycetes; Dothideales; Saccotheciaceae. Gene Ontology annotation, biological process: methionyl-tRNA aminoacylation. Gene Ontology annotation, molecular function: ATP binding; methionine-tRNA ligase activity. The transcript has a single exon. The record is from RefSeq and is a predicted model, not a curated record. Bases 1 to 1776 code for a protein of 591 amino acids.